Molecule: messenger RNA, 993 nt
Organism: Encephalitozoon romaleae SJ-2008
Lineage: Eukaryota; Fungi; Microsporidia; Unikaryonidae
Exons: 1
Coding region: 1-993 (330 amino acids)
Source: RefSeq, a predicted model, not a curated record
AUGAAGUUCAAUUCUGCAGAUUUUCCUAUUAUGAACAGGAUGAUAGUAGCCCGGGAAGAUGGAAUACACUAUGAGAUGGAGAAGAACAGCUUGGCAGAUACAUGGGACAGACUAUUGGAAUAUUACAGUGAGAAGAUCUUAGAAGAGCACAGGGAGGAGGUUGAGGAAGAAGAACUUUAUAGGAUGCUCUCCAAGGCAAGGAUCGAGGUGGAGACUGGAGGAAGAGUAUAUGAGCUGAUGGAAAAGGGAGUACUUGAUACAUACAAAGUGAGGCCACGACAUGUAGAUAGAUGUGAGUUCAAGGGAUAUAUUUUGGACACAUGCAUCAGACUGUUGAAGAAGGGAUACUCUGAGCUGGAAAACGCCAUUAAGAAGGAAGCAAGAGUCUGGAGAAGUGUGGAGGGAAUUGGUAUGCCUACAAAGUUAGUGAACGGAGAGGUCCGGGUAUAUGUGACAAGCACCCAGUACUUGACUGUGACCGAAGAAGGAGAUUAUAUAUGCCCGACUGAUUGGAAACCCCGUGGGUUAACAUGUAGCAUUAGGUAUAUGGAUGUUAGGUUAGAAUACUCUGCCCUUCCAAAGGAUGAUAUGAACAGGAUCGAAAUGGCCAAAGAAUACUUUUUUGAGAAAUCGAUUGUACAAGAGUUUUCUAGAAACGAUGUUGAGAUCAAGAUAUCAGAAAUGGAAAAGGCUACAGAGAAGAACGACAUGAUUUGUAUGUAUGUGAUAAAGGAGUUGAAGGGUGGGAAGAAUAUCAGAGAGAUAUUUUGCAUGGUAAGCCUCUACCUUUCAAGAAAACUUGUUGACAUCAUUAUAUCCGGCCACAAGGAAUGCAAAGUCCUGAAGUAUAACGGUUGCAUUCUUAAGGACGGGCUACCUGAGGUAUUUUUUGUACUUGCUGGCAAUGAUGUUUUCAAGAUCAUAAGACGCAUUCCAGACAGAUUUGAGAUAUUUGUGAAUGAAAUACCAAUCAAGUCUUUUCGAAAAGCCUAA